UCUUUUUAUGACAAGAAUAGAACAUCUCUUGUACAAGAGGACCAUCAAAAUAAAUUGCUAUCUGCUAAAGUUCUCACUGAAGAAAGAUACAAUGAAUUGAAGUCUGCGUUUGAGAAAUGUGAUAGAGACGGAAGUAACUGCAUAGAUGCAAGUGAACUUAAAGAUGUUCUUAUUUCGCUUGGGAAAAAUCCAACAGAUGAAGAAGUUGAAAGUAUGAUAGCAUCAGUUGAUGACAAUGGUAACGGUACAAUUGAAUUUGAGGAAUUUAUACACCUAAUGGAAGAUGAAGAACGUUCGUUUAAAACGGAAGAUCUAAUGCGGCAAGCGUUUAGUGUUCUCGAUCCGGAAGGUAUGGGAUAUCUAACCACUGAAAGACUAAAACAAGUUGUAACUAAUCUUGGACUUGACAUGACUGAUGAUGAAAUAGCCGAGAUGAUGGAAGAAGCGGACCCUGGCGGAUCUGGAAAAGUCGAAUAUGGCGGAAUAAUCGGACUAAUCAGCACAGAAAAUGAAACACUUGCCACUGCUUUUCAAAAGAGAGAAAAAAUUGAAGCAAUCAAGCGUGAUGAAAUUGCGCGGGAUACUGCGCGUGAGGAAGAAGAGUCUGUGCAACAGGAAGGACUGGAGCGGCGAACUGAUAUUGAGGAAAGUGAGAGAGAAAUGGAACACAUACCUGAUAUGGACGAGAUAGCCAGUCAAUAUGAUAAUGAGCAGUAUGAUCAAUUCAGUAGGCAGAUCCCGGUCGGGGGCAGAGUGGUGAAAAGACCCGGUAGACGGCUGCCCAUGUCGACGACAAGGAUGAAGUACCUGCAGAGAAAGAACAAAUCACUGAGUCAAGAUACUUCCCUCCAAGGCAGUAUGAUGAGUCUUAAUGAGGCCAAUGAGCAGGACACAAGUAAGUAUCUCCAUCAAACAGAGUUUAAAACCCAUUUUAGAAUAAUUCAUGAUGACUUGAUGAACAUAAAUGAGAGAACGUCCGUUGAACCCAGAUCUAGAUCAAAUCAGCAGAGGCAAUAUAAGCAUGUAGAGAGCCGUUUAUUAGAUCCAAAGUAUUAUCUAAAGAAAGCUACAAAUACAGACGAACCAAAUCCAAAUACAUUCGCAUUAGCCCGUGUAAAUUCCGUUCGCGUUGACUUCGGCAAAGUCCAAAAAGACUUCAAGAAUAACAAACCUGAAGUACUGAAAGGGUUAGUCACUCGAUCAAUUUCUACUUCAAAUAUACCUAGCCAUUCUCCUGUGCAAACACAACAGCAAACAUACACAGAACGGGCGCGAAGAGAAAAACAACUGACCAACGAACAUAAAUUUUAUUACGCUGUAUGGAGAUCUGCUUUUUCGCAAGCUAUAGAAAGACUCCGAGAAAGCAAGAUAAUAAAGGCUAUACAAUUGAAUACACCAGAUUUACUGAAAGAGAAAGCAAUUGCAGAAGAAAAGGCUAGAAAAUAUCUGAAGAAUAAACCUCGGCAAAAACCACGACUUGCCGUUAUAUCACCAACUCUUCAAACUAAUGCACAAGUGAGCUCUAUCAUACCACAUUCAAGAUUCACCAUGGGUAGAGGUUCGUACACCGAAAGAUUUAAAAAGAGACACAAUAUUGAAGAAACAUUUCAAGAAGACAAAUGGGAAACAAAACCAUUUUUAACUCCUAGGAAACACCGACUUGAUCCUUUGCAAAAAGGUGGCGAUGUCAUAACAAAAUCAGCCCUUAACAGACGAACAAUGAGAUCAAUAGAAUAAACUUACAAACUUUUAGUCAGCAAAAGUUCACAAACAGAUUCUAUAAAAUUGUACAGUUGUGUUAGACAAUGUGGUGUCCUCGUAGCAAAGUCUACUUUGUUUAUUUUUUAUUUUGCUUCAAAAUGGAUGCAUAGUACUCACUUCCAAUUUUUUAAUGAAUGGAAAAUGAAGCAUAAUAAUUGUUUCGUGUUACACCUUUUAAAAACCAAAACCUAUUUUUGACAAAAUAUAUGAAGUUAAAAUAGGCGGACAUGAAUUGUUUUGACACGCCCCUUGUCCUUUUUGCAGCCAUUCAUUCUUUGGGAUUUUAUGAAAAUCCCAUUUAGUUUAAAAUGGUUGUUUCAAGGAAAAAGCAAAUAAUCUGUUUUGUAAAUUAAUAUGGAAAAAAAACGAAGCAAUAAUAUAAGUUGUCACUCCACGAUUUUUCCGAGAAAGAAUUAUUAUUGCAUUAGCUUUUAAAAUACAAUAAGAAAGAACCUUAUACAAAUGAACAAAAAUUUCGAAAUAUAUUGUACUCGUGCAGGAAAUCCGUGCAUGAAAUUGGGUGAAUUGUGUACCUCUUGUGAAAAGCAUGAAACUUGACAUGGUGACAUUUCAGUCUGGUAUCCACUUUUUAAAAAUCCAAUAUGGCCGCCAAAAUCCAAUAUGGCCACCACAUACUAAAAGUUUCAGAAUAUUUGGGUAUUUCAGCUGUAGUCAUUACUAGAACAGUAUGAAAUAGCACCAAUUCAUUAUAUUACACAAAUUUAUAUUCAGUUUUGCAAAUUCAAGAUGGCAGCCAAAAUCCAAGAUGGCCACC
Molecule: messenger RNA, 2536 nt
Organism: Ruditapes philippinarum (Manila clam)
Lineage: Eukaryota; Metazoa; Mollusca; Bivalvia; Venerida; Veneridae
Exons: 10
Cellular component (GO): cytoplasm
Molecular function (GO): calcium ion binding
Source: RefSeq, a predicted model, not a curated record